ACUGCCGGCGCUUUAAAGAGCUACAGAUUUUUGGUUCUGUAGAUCCCAUCCCGGGAAAUCAGUUUUAUCAAAUCGGUAUGUAAGUGAAUUGCGCGGCAUAAAAACCUAACAUCCGUAUCAACAUGCUCUCUACAAGCGAGCCAAAAAUCCGAGAACUGAAACGAAAUGAACUGCGAUGGGAACGACAGCUGCAUCGUAAAACUGACCUGGAUAUUAACCGUGCCGGUUUGGGUGAGAUGCUACGAGAAGUACAAGAUAUAGAAAAUCUCUCCUGUGCAGAAAUUAAAGGGCUAGCCUCAAGAAUCAAGCGUCGUAAGCAUGCGGACGCGAAGGAUUUGCUGAAGCUUAGCUAUGGUUUUCAGCAGAGUGCCGAAAACAUUUCAGAAUUCAUACGCAUUACCGGCGCAAUCAAUGUAAUCGUGAAAGUAUUUACCGGAUCCGAUUCAGAUCUGCAGCAACUGGCAGCGGAAUGUUUGUGCAAUUUAUCGUUGGGAGACGAAGUUUGCUGUGAAAAAGUGGCCAUGUUUGCAGGGACAUAUUUAAUUACAUUCAUAGAAACUGUAAACAAUACCCGUCUGACGUGUACGUGUGUCUGGACCCUGCAGAACAUGAUAUCAUCUGGAGCUAAGGCAGCCAAAGUAUUACAUUCACAGGGAUCUGUUGCCAGAUUUUGCCAUCUACUCAAAACAACUAGAAAUAAUGAUCAGUUAUUGGCGGAAAUUUUUACGACCAUAGAUCUGAUUUUAGACUAUGGUCUAUUGUUUAUAAGUCAAGAAACCAUCGUUGUCGACAUCAUACCCACCGCUUCUUCCAGUACACCCUCGCUGAGCGGCAUUAGAAUUAUUUACAAAUCGCUCUUUUUAACUAAUUUUGAAACGUUAGAUCGCAACACGUUACAUGAUAUAUUAAAUAACUGUAUUGGCUACUUGAAGACGGAACUCGGAAGCGGCUACUAUGCAGAAAGAAUAUUGGCGAUUAGAAUACUGGGUAAUUUAAUUGCGAAAAACGAUAGAAGUCUCUGCGAAGCUUUUCUAGCUGGGUGUCAGAAGAAUGACAUUUUGCUGAGCUCCUUGUUCAAUUCUCAUUCGGAAGCUGGCGAGAUUGCAAUCUGUCGGGAGCUUUUGUGGUUUUACGGCAAUCUCUUCGGAACAGCGAAUGAGACGGAUAUGCAGAAGUAUCUGAAGCGCGAUAAUUUUGUCGAAAAUUUAAUUGUUCCCAGGGCCAUGCUAAAUUGAUAGAUCAUAAAUCAAGAAAAAAAAUACUAUUGUAAUUGUAGUAUAGGUUUUUCGAUUAUGAAAAACACGUUUUCUACAAAUUGUUUUGUAAA
Molecule: messenger RNA, 1327 nt
Organism: Wyeomyia smithii (pitcher-plant mosquito)
Lineage: Eukaryota; Metazoa; Arthropoda; Insecta; Diptera; Culicidae
Exons: 3
Coding region: 123-1235 (370 amino acids)
Source: RefSeq, a predicted model, not a curated record